AUGGGAAGACUUUCGGCAUUGUUUUCCCGAAAAAAGUUAACCACCGCCGAAACGCGCUUACUCGUGGAUCAGCUUAAAAUAUCCUGCGGAAUCUUUCUGGAUCCCACCAUCCGUUCGCCCAACAUCCAAGAAACGCGAGCAUUAAAGAUCCUGCAAAAAAUCGUUACCAGAUCCCGGCGGCCCAUCAUACAGUACAUACCGGACCGAGAUGCUAUCAUCGAGUGUUCGCUCAUACUGGUGCAGAACUAUGUGGCACAUCUACGGCUGCGGCCCAGCCCAUUGAAGCGAUGCCAGCGAGAGCCGUUUGCGAACGCGAAGGUGCUUUUUCAGUCCGCCAUCGAUCUGCUCGUACCGGAGAUGCUUAGCGAGCUGAUCGACACGAUCCUGAAGUUCCUACAGACAGAAAACCUCUGGCACGUGGAAUUUAUUUGCGUGGAGAUAUUGUUGUUUGUGCUCGAGUGUCAAGCACCUUCCGCUCCAAUGCUAUCGAAACUGAUCGAUCGUGUGGAACGGUUUCUGCAGCUCUCCGACAUUGGUCAGGUACGGCACGUUCUUUCCGUACUGCAGAACGUAAUCGUAUCGCAGCGUUGGGAGUUGAUCGAGUAUUCUGAGCUAUCGAAGUUGCUGCGCUUUUACCAUACCAGCGUGAUGAUCGGAACGAGUCGCAAUCAAAUUUACGAACUUCGGCGUGGAUUCGAAAAGUGUCUUAAGGAUCUCGUCCCACUACUCUCCGUAGCCGAUCGGUAUGGAUUCUUCGUCAUGAUGCUGCCGCUCGUGUUCGACACUGACAUGUCAGACGAGGCACGAAUCGAGUUCGGGUCCACGGUAGAGUAUGCCGCUUCCUACAUGAUACUUUACGAUCCACGAAAUCAAAAGCUAACCUCCGACGUGAGCUCUUUCAUAGUGGAGUAUCUGCUACAGUGCAUCGAAUCCGAAGAUCCUACCAGGAGUAUAUUGGCCUGCAAGGUACUAACAAAAUUGCUCGACCGUGGUCAUCACAACACGGACCAAUUUCAAUCACCCGCCGUUUUCCACAUGGACACGUACUACGAGAUUGAGCUGGCGACCGACUUUGCUCCCCUGCAACAGUUGCUCAUGGAACAGCGGGUGCAUCUGGAGCAUGUUCUGCUACAAGCCAUUGAGCUGCACAGCCAUCGCAAGAUGAACCUGGAGGUGUUCUAUCAACUGAUCUGCACGCUACUCGUCGAAGUUCCGGGUGGAUUUACCGCAUCCGCUAUCUGCUGUUUACUGCUACGGGUGCAGAAGAAGUUUCUUUACCAUUCGAUCAAUACCCAAGCUGAGGAGGUGUUCGAUCAGCCACAGCACACAAACCGUAUCCAUGCAACCAUAAUGGCCGUGAUGACACUGAUCAACUGGAUCCAUCGGGCGAGAUCGAUGAACGCGUACAUAACGUGCGUUCUGCACAAUCGGUUCGAUCAUGCCCCGAGUCUUAAUCCACCGCUGAGGGAACAGUAUCGUUAUGCACCGCACCAUAUCUCCUGGUACGACAGUAAGCUGUUCUUCGACACGCUCGAGAUUCGGUACAGUUUGUGGAAGUGUUUCCGUAUCUCGGAGGAGAAAAUUCCCAAACCGGUGAGGAUGCGUUCCAGAUCGUACGAUGAUCCUCGAAGGCAGCUGAAUGGUGGUGCGUUGAAUGUGUUUGCUGGCAUGUGA
Molecule: messenger RNA, 1674 nt
Organism: Anopheles maculipalpis
Lineage: Eukaryota; Metazoa; Arthropoda; Insecta; Diptera; Culicidae
Exons: 2
Coding region: 1-1674 (557 amino acids)
Biological process (GO): protein localization to plasma membrane
Cellular component (GO): plasma membrane
Source: RefSeq, a predicted model, not a curated record